CCGGUGCUAACAAAGUGUGCUGUGAUCGGCAGUAAUUCGCUGAACGAGAGUUUCGCUUCGACAGUCGCAGAUCUUUGAUAACACCCGACCCCACAACGUGAUAACAACAGGAUGUCUACCGAGAGUGAACGUUUGCAAAAUCGGAAAGAGGCGGUAUGGUCAGCAUUUUUAUACAUAGUCUCUUAUUUGCGGGAUAAAGAUUUUAAAGACUAUCCCGAUUUGGUGGAAACUAUUGACGAGGAGCUUCAACGAGUACAUGCAGAAAUGCAUAGUUUUCUGCCACGAUUUGAAGAACUCAGUGGCGAUUCUAUGUGUAGAAAGAAUUUGCUUCACUUCUAUCUCUCUGCACGCAGUAGGCUGGAAAGAAUUAAGUAUGGAUUGGAAGCAGCUGACAAGCAGGCAAUGCCAACUAGUUCCACGGGACUGAAUAAUAGUGCCAAGCCACCCGCGGCGAAAUCCUUGAACACGUUUUACAAUGGAUUUUUGGCUCAGUUCCGCAAAAUUGUAUCGUUUGAGAGCUGCCCGCACCUAUCCAGAUCCGAGCGUAUCCUGCGGCUCAUCAGAGAGUUCGAAACGGCCAUCGUAGCUGCGCGCGCCGUCACCGCCAGGGGUGGAAAUCUGCUAAUCGAUGAAUUGCUGGUGUCGUUGGCGUUGAGCAAGCUGGACGAGGAUACUCUGACGCAAGUUACGCAGCACCGUGACCCCGAAAUCAUCCCGUCCUGGGCGGAUUUUCGCGAACAGCUUUUGCGUUUAACGACGACGGUGGCACCAUGUGUACAAUCCUAAGGACAACCUUAUGGAUUGCAAAAGGAUUUGGCUAAACCUACAGAUGUGACGAUGUUAGCUACUGAAAAACGCACCGUUGAGUAAACUGUUUGGGGCAAGCGUUACCGACCAGAUGCUUGGCCAAAUACUUCUUGGAAAAAAACAUUUCACUUUGAAGCAAUUUGAAAUACCAAUUUGAAUUACCACGCGGGGAAUAGCAGAAAAUGGAUCUAUCCCCAUACUUGCUUCCAUGCUGAACAAACAAGAUUGCAAUGGUUCUAUCAUCAUGUACUGCACUAAAUUUCACUUGUAAUGUUACUCAAUUCGUCGAUGAAUUACUACGCAUCCAUAUGAAAGCCCAUUAUUUGAAGAAAGAGGAAUUGCAACGCAUUCGAUUGAAGCAUAUUGCAUGAGUCAAUCAAUUGGACACUAGGAGCCAGAGUCUUACUUGAACCUGAAACUGCUAGUUAUGUUGAAAACUGCCGUUGCAGUUGAAUAUCAGAAUUUACCAUACCACAGAUGAUGU
Messenger RNA from Anopheles aquasalis, 1291 nucleotides. RefSeq lists its product as uncharacterized. The record is from RefSeq and is a predicted model, not a curated record. Lineage: Eukaryota; Metazoa; Arthropoda; Insecta; Diptera; Culicidae.